UUCACAGAUCUUCUCUUCUCAUCGUCUCUCUCGCUCGCCAACUCAAAACGAUCGCCAUGCGUCCACCACGCUCCCUGGCGCCCGCCGCCGCGGCGCUGCUCGCGCUCACGGUGGCGCUGGCCUCCGCCGCGGCGGCCCGUCACCCCUACGCCACCGUCCGGCCGCCGGCGGAGCGGGCGGACGCGGAGGUGCGGCGCAUGUACGCGGCGUGGAAGUCGGAGCACGGCCGCCAGCGCGCGCCCGCCGGCAACUGCGACCUUGCCGGCGGCGAGGAGGAGGACCGGCUGCGCCUGGAGGUGUUCCGCGACAACCUCCGCUACAUCGACGCCCACAACGCGGAGGCGGACGCCGGGCUCCACACCUUCCGACUCGGCCUCACCCCCUUCGCAGACCUCACCGUCGAGGAGUACCGCGGCCGCGUCCUCGGCUUCCGCGGCCGCCGCGGCGCGGCGCGCCGGGCCGGGAUCACCCGCUACCUUCGCCGCCACGACGACCAGCUCCCCGACGCCGUCGACUGGCGCCUGCUCGGUGCCGUCACCGAGGUCAAGAACCAAGAGCAAUGCGGUGGGUGCUGGGCGUUCUCGGCAGUGGCAGCCAUGGAGGGGAUCAACUCGAUCGUGACGGGCAACCUCAUCUCCCUGUCGGAGCAGGAGGUGAUCGACUGCGACGGCCAGGACAACGGCUGCAACGGCGGAGAGAUGCAGAACGCCUUCCAGUUCGUCAUCGACAACGGCGGGAUCGACACCGAGGCCGACUACCCAUUCACCGGAACCGACGGCACUUGUGACGCCAACCGGGUGAAUGAGAAGGUUGUGACCAUAGACUACUUCGUGGAUGUGGCGACCAACAACGAGACGGCGUUGCAGGAGGCGGUGGCGAGCCAGCCCGUUAGCGUCGCCAUUGAUGCCGCCGGUCGCGCAUUCCAGCACUACCAGUCGGGCAUCUUCAACGGGCCCUGCGGGACGAGGCUGGACCACGGCGUGACGGCGGUGGGCUACGGCAGCGAGAACGGCAGGGACUUCUGGAUCGUGAAGAACUCGUGGAGCGACGGCUGGGGCGAGGGCGGAUACAUCCGGAUGGCGCGCAACGUGCCCUCGCCCAGGGGCAAGUGCGGCAUCGCCAUGGACCCGUCGUACCCGGUGAAGUACAGCUCCAACUCCAACAGCAACCCGGCGGCCAGGGCGGCCAUGGCUGUGCUGGAGAUGGUCGUUGCUUAGGCACAGAGAGGUUGCCCCUUGUUGCAGACUUGCAGUGGUGUGUGUGGACUUGAGUUGCUUGUCUGCACUAGUGUUGUUCUGAAUUAUGCGUGAGGAUCUUGUUGAACUUAGUAUCUGCAUGUAGCUCCGGAAAUAAGUUAAUAAGUCAUGCAAUAAAUAUUAUACUCCUUUUCAGGGGUAAUGUAAUAAAGUUACAAAUAAAGUUUGUUUGUGCUUA
Panicum virgatum (switchgrass) is the source of this 1434-nucleotide messenger RNA. RefSeq names its product ervatamin-B-like. The record is from RefSeq and is a predicted model, not a curated record. The transcript is spliced from 4 exons. Bases 57 to 1217 code for a protein of 386 amino acids. NCBI's taxonomy places the organism in Eukaryota, Viridiplantae, Streptophyta, Magnoliopsida, Poales, Poaceae. Gene Ontology annotation, cellular component: lysosome. Gene Ontology annotation, molecular function: cysteine-type endopeptidase activity.